This is a messenger RNA of Blepharisma stoltei, 866 nucleotides long. The record is from the annotation of a GenBank genome assembly. NCBI's taxonomy places the organism in Eukaryota, Ciliophora, Heterotrichea, Heterotrichida, Blepharismidae.
AUGGAGAACCCAGCAGAUAUCUUAAACGCCCAACAAAACUCAAUUAUCGACGAAAGAGUUAUUCAGCUGUCCCAUAUCCAAGAUGAUUACAUUACUCAGCAUCCAGAACUUCAGCAGAUCCUUAACGAUUUUAUUACUGAAUUGCUGAAUCAUAAGCCUCAAGACAUAACCACUUUUGCUCGUGAAUAUUUUUCUAAAUCUAGCCCAACCCCAUCGCUCAACCCUCUAGCUUUAAUUGGGCCUUCAGGUGUAGGAAAAUCUACUUUAAUUAAAGCAUUGAUGAACCAAUUCCCAGGGGUUUUCGAAUUCUCUAUCUCAUCCACAACAAGAAAGCCUAGAGGUGCUGAACAAAAUGGAGUUGAAUAUUAUACUAUAUCAAUUAAAAAUUAAUAUAAAAUUUACAUAAAAAAUUACGCCUCAAUUUAGACAUAUGAGAGUAUUUUAUUACAAAAGAAGAAUUUAAGUCAAAAAUUGAAGCUGGAGACUUCAUUGAGUGGGCAGAAGUCCACGAGAAUUAUUAUGGGACUUCAAAAGCUGCAGUUGAAGAUAUCAAGUCAAGAGGAAAAAUCUGCAUCUUGGAUAUUGAUGUACAAGGCGCUAUAAAAAUUUAUGAUGCAAAUAUUGAGUUUAAUAGGGUUUUUGUUAUGCCAAAAACCAUUAAAGAUUUAGAAGAUAGGCUGAGAGGAAGAGGAACUGAUAAUGAUGACACUUUAAGAAUCAGGCUUAGAAAUGCAGAAUUAGAAAUUAAUACAGCAAGGUCAAAUCCAAGUGUUUUCCCACAUUUCAUUACCAAUGAUGAUCUCGAUGAAGCUUAUAAAGAUCUACUUCGUUUGAUUUAUAGAUAUUAUGCCCAUUUAAAGAGAUAA